Messenger RNA from Crotalus tigris (Tiger rattlesnake), 4763 nucleotides. It is a transcript of the gene UBASH3A, whose product is annotated as ubiquitin associated and SH3 domain containing A. Bases 22 to 1893 code for a protein of 623 amino acids. Gene Ontology annotation, molecular function: protein binding. Gene Ontology annotation, biological process: negative regulation of T cell receptor signaling pathway. The record is from RefSeq and is a predicted model, not a curated record. The transcript is spliced from 14 exons. Gene Ontology annotation, cellular component: cytoplasm. Lineage: Eukaryota; Metazoa; Chordata; Lepidosauria; Squamata; Viperidae.
UUCACAGAAGGAAAGGAAGAGAUGGCGGCAGCUGAAACACAACUCUAUUCAAAGGUCUUAAACAAGAGAAAAAACAGAAGUACCAAUUCCUUAAUGGAGCCUCUCUUGGCUACUGGUUUCUCUGUACAUACAGCAUUAAAGGCAUUGGCAGCUACUGGACAAAAGACAGCAGAAGCAGCAAUGCAAUGGUUGCAUUCGCAUUGCAAUGAUCCUUCUUUAGAAGAUCCCAUCCCUCAGGAAUAUGCCCUCUAUUUGUGUCCAGCAGGCCCCUUGAAUGACAUUCUGAUGGAGUUUUGGAGAGAAAGCAGAUGCCAAUGUGGAAAAAAUAAAGCCCAUGAAAAUUUCCCACACAUCACACUUUCUGACUUCUUCACUUGUGAAGACCAAAAGGUUGAUGGCUUAUAUGAAGCUCUAGAAAAAUCCGGUAGCCAAUUUUCCAGCAAUUUUCCUGUGAUGAUUUCCCUAUCACUACAUUCCUCCAGCACCUACAUUGGCUUCUUUCUUAACGAUGGCCCUGCAAAUGUCAUCAAAUCAUUUGCUGCUACUUUUGCUGCAGAGGCUACUGUCUUAGCAGAUUGUUGUGUGAAGCCUUCAAAAAAGCAACUCCACCUCACUUUAGCCCACAAAUUUUAUCCUCACCAUCAAAAGACUUUGGAACAACUGGCCAAAUCAAUCAACCCAAAGCAAAGUUGCCAGUGGGUGGCAGCUCUCUAUUCUAGGGAUAUGCGCUUUGUCCAUUAUCAGGUUUUGAGGGCCUUAUUCCAGUAUAAGCCUCAAAAUAUUGAUGAAUUGAUGCUGAAUUCAGGGGAUCUUAUAUAUGUUGAUCGGUCACAGCAACAUGAAGUAUGUGAGGGCUGGGCAAUUGGUAUAUCUCACCGAACUGGAUGUCGGGGAUUUUUUCCUGAAAAUUACACAGAAAAAGCCAAUGAGUCAGAUACCUGGGUCAAACACAGAGAGUAUAUUUUCUCUUCAGAUGCAGGCCAACUUCCUAAGAACCAAAUCAAAACUUGCUUUAAAACAAAGAUUCCAAAUCCAGUGCCAAGGAAUGUAGCCAAAAUGCUUGCUCAUCAGUUGUCACCACAAACCACAACCCAGAAAGAGAUGUUGGUGAUUUGCCAUGGAGAAAGAGUAGAUCAGGUGUUUGGGAAAUCUUGGGUACAACAGUGUUUUGGACCAGAUGGAAAAUAUUAUCGACGAGACCUCAAUUUCCCCUCCAGUUUACCAAAUCAAGAUGAUUAUAUUAAACGUUAUAAAUAUGAUCCUCCUUUAUCAUGCUGUGGCACAUUUCAAUCUAGACUGACUGGAGAAGCCUUGCUAGAAAAAGAAGUGAUUGUUGGCUGUGUAUACUCUUCUCCAGCAUUACACUGUAUUCAAACUGCUCAUCAUAUAUUAGAAGGGCUCCAGAUAGAACAGAAAGCUAAAAUUCGGAUAGAACCUGGACUGUUUGACUGGACUAAGUGGCAGACAAGCACAACUGCUCCCUCUUUUAUGACAGAAAAAGAACUGAGUGAGCUUGGUUACAGCAUAGAUCCCACAUACAAAUGUCACUUCCCUUCUUCUUCUUUGAUGCCAUCUGAAAGUUAUGAAAACUAUAUUAGCAGAUGUUCUGCAACUGUAAAAAAGAUUACUGAUACUUGUGCAACAGAAGGCACCCUUCUGAUCAUUGGUCAUUGCUCAUCUCUGGAUUCCAUCAUUCGGCCAUUACUGGGUCUGCCUGCCAGAGAAAGCAGUGAAUUUGUUAAGUUUGUUCAGAAGGUACCAUCUCUAGCCAUGUGUUUCUGCAGAGAGAUGAAAGAGGAGAAAAGAUGGCAGAUGGUUAAUCCACCAGUUGAAAUGUUAACUCAUGGAGCCAAUAUUGCAUUUAACUGGAAACACAUUACUGUGGACAAUUAAACAAUAAUUGAAUUUAUAUCUGCAGUCUCAUAGCCCAAAAGGCCUCACUGCAGUCUGUUUUCUUGGGCUAACAGCCAAAUCUGUUCUGAACUCAGGCGCUGGCUUUAAUAGAAAGAAAGGGCCUCACUGAGAUUUUUAUUUGAAACUUCAGGUAAGCCAUGUGGACAGGGUUUUUUUCCCUUCUUUUUUAAAUAAUUCCAUGACAAGUGCAAAAUGUACUUCUUAACUAUAUUUGAAGUUUAAAUUUAAAAUUUUAAGUAUAGUUAACUUAAAAUAAAUGAAGAAUGAUGCUUAUAUUAUUUUUAAUUGGCUACGCAUUAGUUUCCACUAGAUAAUUUCAGUAAUUGUAAGAUGCUAGAAUUGUUCUGUAUUUUGCAGUACAAUUGAAGAAAAUGAUUGUUUACUGUUUUGCUGUUCUAAAAUCCGUUAUGCUGAUAAAAAGUAAGCUGACAUAUCUGUAUAAUAUUUGCUGGAGAUUUCCUGAGAUAGGAAUUCAUAUGACACCUAAAAUAAUUUAAUUUACAUGCCAUAACUAAAAACAAGAAAAUCCCUGCAUACAGUCUUAUAGACAAAAGCUUAGGGCAGAAAAGUAAUAACUGAAAAUUCAGGCAGUACAGUAAUUGUGAAAGUUAAGUCAUAUUUAUUAUACAGUCCAUCUGGAUUGAAAACCUGAGGGAAGAGCCAAAUGUAGUUGGACUUUCUGCAAAGCUUAAAAGAAGCAGGAUAGCGCCGUCUGAUGGAAUGAUCGCUGUAGGUAACAACUGCUGGAGAAAUAAGUGGAAAUGCACUUCAAGUAGUACGUACUUUUGAUGAAUAUGCGCAAUUCUCUUAUCUAUUAUUUAUGCUAUUCAGACAUUUUUUUGUAUCUUGACACAUUUGAAACCGUUUUCUAGAUGGUCAGGGAAUAAAUGUGCAUAACCUUGGCAACAGUAGUAUUCUCAAAUAUCAAUCUAAAAUGUUUCUCAUUUGUUUUUGUUUUCUUAAGAUACAGUACCAGCAAUGUACGUAGUAAACAAUUGUUCUUCUUUUGUACCAGAUAAUUGUUCUUCUUUUGUAUGUCUACUACUGUUGUAUGGGUUUAUCAAUUAAUUUUCUGAAAUAAUUUGUAAAAAGCAAAUUGUAGCUGGAUGGAUUUUGGCCCCAACGGUUGCAUUGUGGAAGAAAAAGUAAGGACUCAGACUGGCCAAUAGUCAGAUUUGCAAUAAAAGCAUGUAGUUACACCAUUGAUUCAAGGGUCAUCUUCACAUGCUUCUUACUAUAGCACAAAGUUGCCCAGCUUUUUUAAAAAGGAUGUGUCUUCAUGAACCUUGGUCUUACCCACAGCUGAAGCAGUUUAAAGUUGUCUAACUGUACCAGUUUUAUAUAGUUUUUUUCCCUCUUCUGGCAACGUAAUUUGUAUUAUUGACAUAUUCUAUAAUGAUUCCUUGAUGAUGUGGUUCAUUUAUUUAAUUCAAUUUAGUCAUCACCUGAUUCUGAGCAGCUCAUAAUAUAUUACUUUGAAAAUAAUAUAUAAUUAUCUGACCAUUAAAAAAAAUCUAAUACUUCAGAAACUGAGAACUGCCCAACAACUAUUAACUUCAAGCUGAUGUGGGAAAUCCCUGGAGAGACCACUAAUCCUAGGUGAAUCAUCUCAAUGUGACAUGAUUCUGUUCUCUCUGGGUCAUUGACUCUGUUUUCUUUUUCUUUUUUCUUUUGCUAUUUGUUUGUUUGCCACCCUGAAUUACCUUAUAGAGGAGAUGGGUGAUAUAAAAAUUUAAUAAAAAUACAUACUCUAUGCUGCAGCAAUCAAAAAGAACUCUCAGUGGCUCACCUAGAAAAAAAAUACACAAAAUAAUGCAUUCAAAAAGUAAAGCACAACAUUACACUAGAAAUAAAAAUGAGAUAGUAACAUUAGGGAAGGCUUUCUGAAAAAGCUUCAUCUUUAAAAGUUUGCAGAAAACUAGCAAUGACAGUACUGAGGUGAAAAAGCAGUCUCUUUGCCUCAAGCCCUUCCCCCCUCAAAACUCCUGAAAGUGUUGGAUUUACAGCAGUUUCUCCCUCCUAGAUCUAAUUGCUUAGAGCAAUUAGCAAUCAGCAGAUGGUUGGGUACCAAGCCAUGAAGGGUUUUACAGGUCAAAAUCAGCAGCUUCAACUGACAAUGUACUGUACACAAAACCCAGUUCUUGGGGGCGGAGGGAGAAGAGUGACAUUGAUUUGCCAAUACUCUUGAACCAUUAAGAAAACUCAUUGUAGAAGAAGCAAAACCAGGGGAACACACACAUUAUUUUCCUUAACUUGUCCCAUGUUAAAUUUAUAAGAGCAGUAGCAGUUGCCAGCCUUGAUAAUAAGGUAAAUAGAAUGAGGUGAUGGUAACAAUUCAUAAAUUUCUGCUCCUUGGACAAUUGGAGGAAUCUGUAUAAAAGAAGGACUGUGAAGAAAAGCUUUAGGAAACAAUCCCUUCUAGGCUGAAGCUUUUGUAAAUUUCUUUAAUGUACUAACAUCCAAGACACCUAUAGAAAGUACAAUCCACUUAUUGUUUUGGACCAAAAAUUUCAAGACAAACCACUUUGGGUGAGAAGGCCUUGGUGAAAUAAGACCCAACAUUUCCAUCAAUACCAUGUUCUUCUUUUGGUAUUUUGAUGGUGGUGGAUUAAUCCUAUUAUGUCCUAAAGGUCAUUCUUUAGAGUUGGGUGGGAUAUGUAGAUUUUAGGGGUCUUUGUCUUUCUCAUCAGCUUCUAGCUUCCUGGGAGGGUGCUGUCCUCCUACAAGCAGUUGCAGGAAUUGGAUAUGUCUAGUCUAGUGAAAAGAUGGGGUGACAUAAUAGCAGUGUUCCAAUAUUUGAUUGGCUGCCACAAAGAAGAGGGGGUCAGCCUAUUCUCCAAAGCACCUUA